AGGAGCGCCGUGGAUCGCGACCAGUUUGUUUUGUUAUUGAAGGUCACGUGGCAAGGUGAGGCUCCUCCCCUCUCCCCCCGUUACCACCGAUUCAACCGUCUCGAGCUGCUGCUCCGGUCAGUUACUACAAAAUGGCUGCAGAGGCUCCGCCGCCAACGAGAACCUCCUGAACGCUUCAUGCUGUGAGAAGAAGCAAAAAACACGAGAAGAGAACCAUUUGAUGGAAGAUAAGAAAAAGAAAAAGCAAGAAGAGAAGAAAAAGAAAGACGCUGCUCAGAAAAAGGCCACAGAACAGAUAACCAAAGUGCCAGACUCUGCCAAGCUCGACCCCGCCCCUCCUCUUCCCCCCGUCAACCCUGGCGCUGUCCCGUCUGUAUCCCCAAGCAGUGGCAAUGGCAAGCGCGCCCCCUCCGGAGGUCAGCCGCAGACAUCACAGCAGCCCCAGACUCUGCUACAGCAGCGCUACCCACCCAGAGAGGUGCCCCCGCGCUUCCGACAGCAGGAGCACAAGCAGCUUUUGAAAAGGGGCCAGCCUCUGCCCUCCGGAACCCUGCCUGUCACCACCCCGGGACGUCCCGUUACUACUGAACCUGCAGCAGCAGUAGCCAUACACUCCUCUCCCUCCUGCUCCUCCUCCUCCACAGCCAGCCUGCCUACAGAACUGCCCCCACAGAGCGGCCAGGGAGCCCAGUAUGAUAAUCCCCUCUGGGGACACCUGCCAGCCAACAGGAGCGCCACAAGUGCUGCAUCUUCGAUCAGUCUCAGUGGCUGGGAUCAACUGAUUAUUGACCAGAAGGACACAGAAGCUUGGCCUUCUAUUACCCUCAGCCAGAGCCAGGCCCCUCCAGGAGGAUGCCCUUUGGACACUGACCCUGGUCACCUGACCAGCAGCAGCAGUAGUACUAGUAGUAGUUGUAGUACAGUGAGUAUGGCCACAGGGGCCAAUAAUCAAACAGGCCACUUUUCUGCCAACCAUCUUAGCAGCAAGGCCAACAGUGGGCCCAGCCCUGCCAAUCAUACUGGAACCAGCAUGCUCUCUAGCCAGGUUGCAGCCAAUCGCAGCUGGGGCUCUGGGCCUGGACCUUCCCAUUGCCCCCCCCAGUCCUCAGUGGGGAGUGAAGGGAAAAGUGAUAGCCCAGUGGCUGGAGGAGGCAGCAGGGGCUGGGGCUCUUCUUCAUCAUCCUCCACCACCAACUUUAACUUGAACCUAAACCCUAAUGCCAACCCCUCUGCCUGGCCCAUGUUGGGGCAUGAUGGGGGUGGCACAGGGGGAGGCAGCUCAGGGGGAGCCAGCACCAUUUCACCUCCUCAACCUUCACCCAACCUCUGUAAUCCACCUGGCCCCCCACCAGCCCAGACCAGCACUUGUACUGGAGCCAACACUAACAGCAACUCCUCGGGGAUUGGCAGCGCCUGGGGUAGCAUAAUGGCCCCCGACACGCCAGAGCCUCACUCCUCCCCGUCCACGAAUGUGUCUUUCAGUUCAGAACCUCAAAACCUUAAAACUGAUGGACCAAAUCACACUAAUAAGCAGGAACCCCCCAGCCCCAUCCGCAACUUGCCUGGCUGGGGUAGUGCACCUGUAGGCUUGGGUUCCAUGGGCCAGCCCCCCCCGGCGGGCACACAGGUCAAUGGAGAAGAUGGUAGCUCAGUAUGGGGUAACAGUGGUGAAUCAAAGGCUCCUUCAGCUAAGGAGACACCUGGCUGGGACUCUGGCUGGGGCCAUGGAGGAGGUGGGGCCGGAAACACGGGAGGCUGGGGUGACCAGUCGGGUGGAGGCUGGGGGAAGAACACUGAAGACACCCAGGGAGGUUGGGAUGCCCCCAGCUCUCCUCCCCAGGAUCCACAGGCUAGUCCUUGGAGCAGAGCUGUCAGCACAGCUGGUGCUAGUGAAGGAAGCAGUGACAGCAUGGAAGGACAUCCCCGGCACAGAGACCACUCAUUGAGAGAUAAUCCAGCUCCUCUGCUGCCUGCCCCAGAUCUGGACCCCAGGGUGUUGUGUAACACUGGCUGGGGACAAACCCCUGUUCGCCAGCACACCACCUGGGACAUGGACAAUACUAAACGCAAAAAUGCAGAUGCAGGAGCUGAGUCAUGGAGUUCUGGCCCACCCACUCCAAGUGAUGCCCAGGGGCCCUCCAACACUAACAUGGGCCCCUCUCAGAGGACUGACUCUGGGAGCAAAAAUGAUGUGCCUGGUUCUCAGGGAGCUUCAGGUUGGGGUGGAAGCAUAGCUGCUACUAACCAGCCUAGCUCUGGUUGGGGAGAGCCACCCAACAACAUUAAGCCCCCAGGUGGUCCUAGUGGCUGGGGAAACCCUCCAGCAGGAGGCCCCACCACUAGUAUGCCCAAGAAUGGGGGUCAGUCCUGGGGAGAGGAGAAGUCAGCUGGAUGGGAUGAUUCUCACAUCAAGGCAACAUCCCAGGGCUGGGUAGAGCAACCCAAAGCGUCCCACAGCUGGGGCAACAAUGGAGGGAGCAAUAAUGCAGGGGACUGGAGAGAACCAGAAGAGAGCAAAAAGAGUCCCACCAACCCUGGGUGGGAGGGAGAAGCAGGUGUCUGGAAGGAAAAACCAAGAGGCUGGGGAAUUCCUUCUUCAGGACCUGGGGUAUCUGGAACUGGAGGAAAUGGGGGCUGGGGAGAGCCCGUUUGCCAGCGUCCCAGUGGCCCUCCUCAAGGUUGGGGGGGCAAGCCUCAGGAUGGACCCAAUAGUAGUAGUGGAGGAAGUAGCAUGGGCUCUUGGGGUGGCUCAGGCACAGUGAAAAAGAGUGGAAACUGGGGUGGUAGUAAGCAGGAGUCCUCAGCUGAGCCUACUGGCUGGGAGGAGCCCUCCCCACCUUCAAUCCGACGUAAGAUGGAGAUAGAUGAUGGGACCUCAGCGUGGGGUGAUCCUGUUACCUACAACAAAGCAGUAAACCUUUGGGAUAGGAACAAUCCAGGAAUGUCCCAGGCUAAAGUUGCCACUGGAGGCAGUAACCCACCAGGCCCAAACAACAACAACCACCCACCCUCUCACAAUCACCCCUAUCACGGGCCACCUGCACCUUUACAGAACCACACCCAAAACUCCCAAAAUCCAGGUCCCACUAGUGGGCCUAUGGAACCUGUUGUCCAGCACCAGUCUGGGCCAUCUCACAGCAGGGGUCCCCUGAUAAAUCAAGGUUGGGGAGAGAUACCAGGCUCCCACACAAAAUCAGAGAGCUCUUGGGGGGAACCUGCACCCCCUCCGGUCAGUGUGGACAAUGGGACAUCUGCCUGGGGCAAGCCUACCGGGAGCUGUGGAGGCUGGGGAGACGGCAACCCAGACAGUUAUGGCCGGGGCAACCCGGCGAUGACAUCUACAUCUUGCAAACCUGCCCCCAAACCUAUGCAAGACGGAUGGGGAGGUGGAGGUGAAGAGCUGAACUUGUCGAGCAGCCAGUGGGAUGCUGAGGAGGGAGACAUGUGGAACAGCACUGCCUCCCAAGAGAGCAACUCCUCCUGUAACUCAUGGGGCAAUGCAUCUAAAAAGGUCCCACAGAAGGGAAAGGUGCCAGGGAAGCAAGAAGAUGCCUGGAUCAUGAAUCGUCUCAUCAAACAGCUGACAGACAUGGGCUUCCCUAGGGAUCCAGCAGAGGAGGCUCUGAAGAGCAACAACAUGAACCUAGAUCAGGCCAUGAGUGCCCUGCUGGAGAAGAAGACGGAACUGGACAAGCGUGGGAUGGGGCUAACCGGCCACGACUACAACAACGGGCUCAUCAACAAGCCCAUAAGCUGCCCCAGGCCUCCGCUUCUUUCCAAAGACCCCUCGGCAGAUCCCCGUUUGCCCUUCAUGGAUAAGAUGCAGAGUGGAAUGUUUGGCGGUGGUGGAGCAGCACAAGCCCGGGCCAUGCAGCAACCGCAGCCGCCUCCUCAGCCACCAGUGCCGCCUCUCAGUUCCUCUCAACCUAGUCUACGUGCUCAAGUGCCUCAGUUUCUCUCCCCUCAGGUUCAAGCACAGCUCUUACAGUUUGCAGCAAAAAACAUUGGUCUGAAUCCUGCACUUUUAACCUCACCAAUAAACCCUCAACAUAUGACCCUUCUGAAUCAACUUUACCAGCUGCAACUGGCAUACCAGCGUUUACAAAUUCAGCAGCAGAUGUUGCAGGCGCAGCGCAACGUUUCUGGCCCCAUUCGACAACAAGAGCAGCAAGUUGCACGUACAAUCAAUAACAUGCAGCAGCAGAUCCAACAGCACCAGCGUCAGCUGGCACAGGCUUUGCUGAUGAAGCAGCAACAACAGCAAGCACCCCCCUCCCACUCGGGCCUGCAUCCUGGUGGGGCCAAAUCCACCCUGGAUUCAUUUCCAGGUCACCCCCAGGCUCCAGGCCUCCCUGACCUGCAGACCAAAGAGCCGCAGUCAUCUCCCAACACCUACAACCCCUACUCUCUCUCUGGACUGAAUCCAAACAUGAAUGUAAACUGCAUGGAGGUGGGAAGUCUGUCUAUGAAGGAACCUGCCCAGCCUCAGUCGCGCCUUUCGCAGUGGACGCAUCCUCACUCCAUCGAAAGCCUCUCUGGAAACUCCUCUCCUCUAGAGUCCAACUUGGGCAAGCACGGUGCCAACCUGGGCCCCCCUGGUAAGCCCCAUCAGCUGGAGGACUCCUACAGCCCCUACAACCUGAUGUCCAGUUCAGACUCUCCUACCAGCCCCCUGGUCCCCCCAGACAGCUGGGGGCAGGGCAAGAGCAACAAUGACAAGAUGGCCAAUGGGACCAAUAUUAACUGGCCACCAGAGUUCUGCCCUGGUGUGCCCUGGAAGGGUCUCCAGAAUAUCGACCCCGAGACAGACCCCAACGUGACCCCCGGCAGUGUCCCCAGCGGGCCCACGAUCAACACCAACAUCCAAGAUGUCAACCGCUAUCUGCUACGGGACAGGAGUGGAGGCUCCUCUCCCACUUCAUCUCAGAACGAGGCUCUGCCUCCCUCCACUGAUUGGCCAGUCAGUGCCUACACUAGCUCGUUCAGUCUGUCGUCCCCGGAGACGGACAAUGCAGGUAAACUGUCAGAGAUGAAAUCUACUUGGUCUCCAGGCCCAAUUUCUCACAGCCAGGCCUCUCUGUCCCAUGAGCUGUGGAAGGUACCCCAGGGCCCCCGGAGCAGCAACACAGCACCAUCUCGUCCCCCGCCAGGCCUCACCAACACCAAGCCUUCCUCAACCUGGGGCGGCAGCUCCCUGGGUCUGGCUCAAGGCUGGAGUAGUUCUUACACCACAGCAGGUACCACGUGGAGUACAGACAGCUCCACCAGGACCAGUAGCUGGCUGGUUCUGAGGAACCUCACUCCACAGAUUGACGGUUCGACUCUACGUACACUGUGCAUGCAGCACGGCCCCCUCAUCACAUUCCACCUCAACCUGACACAGGGCAACGCUGUGGUGCGCUACAGCUCCAAGGAUGAAGCUGCCAAGGCUCAGAAGUCCCUGCACAUGUGUGUGCUCGGAAACACCACCAUCUUGGCAGAGUUUGCUGGGGAAGAGGAAGUGAACCGCUUCUUUGCACAGGGCCAGCUGCUUGGUGGAACAACCAGCUGGCAGGCCACUCCAGGCACCAAUCAUACAAGGAUGGGCGGGUCCGGGUCAGGAGCCUCCCACCCCAUCGGUCCCUCACCCCACUGGAACAACAACAACAAUGGUGGCAGCAGCAGCAGUAGCAGCGGCCUGGGAACAGGCGGAGCAAAGACAGGCGGAGAGUUGCUGUGGGGUGGCGUGCAGCAGUAUUCCAGCCUGUGGGGACCCCCAAGUGGAGAGGAGGGACGGGUCAUGGGGAGCCCCACCCCAAUCAAUACGCUGCUGCCUGGCGACCUGCUGAGUGGGGAGUCCAUGUAGGACAGAUAAGCCCAGAAUUGACAAACACCAACAGGAGCAAAAACCUUGCAAAUCAUUGUGGAGAUAAUCAGUGUGGGUGUAACGAUGAAAAGGAGAGACGAGAGGAGGACGAGGCUACAUCCCCGCUGCUCACCCUCGUCAACCUCCUCUACUCCUUUUUUUUUUUUUUUUUUUUUUUUCAGUUGUCUUGUGAAUCUCAGUAUGAGAUGUUGGUCACAGUGUUCAGCUCUUACUUUUGGAGACACAGGAAGAAGUCUUUCCUUCAACAAAGAAAGAGAACUUUUUACAGAAUUGAACUUUUGAGAACUCGCCUCGUGUGAAACUUUAGUCAAACUGACACAAUGACGAGCUGCCAUCUUUAAACUGAUCCUUCUCCGCCUUUUGAGGCCAAUCAUACUGCACCUCAGAGAUCCAUUAAAAGGCAUCAUUCCCAAAGUAAAAAACCCUUCAAUCAGAGUGGUUGUCGAACUUUCAGCUGGUCCAGACUCAACAUUUGUCGCUCUCAGCACUAAUAUUAGCCUUAACCUCUUUCCUGCCCUGCUAUCCUCACUCACUGUACUUGGUGAAGAAGCAUACGGACACUUGCACACCCUUAUUUCUGAGCCAGUGAAACCUGAGUGGAGAGUACAUGCUGCUGCGGCUUUAACAUAAGCAACCACAGCUCACAACUUCAGUGCAUUUUUGCAAAGCAGAUUGAGUUCCCCACACGACGCUCAAAGGGAAUGAUGCAACUCUGUUCGCUGUGUUCAAGCCAUUUAUUUUUGUAGUGUUUUAUUUUGUUUUUUCUUCUUAAACCAUUGCAAAACAGCGAAGAACUGAUAUUAUUCAAAUGUGUCUGUCAAUCUUAACCUGGUGUGGAGUUUUCCUGGGGGGGGGGGUCGUCGCGUGUACAGUUAAAGACAUGAUGGAUGACAAAAUGAACCACUGCUAUUACUAUGGAACUGUAAAGACAAAUACUUCAAUGCACCUCAACUCAUCUGCGUGGGGAACCCCGCAGAUUGGUCUCAGUCUUGGACCCUCUCACUGAUGUUGCGGAAAAACCUCAAGUCCGAAAUGUUUCCCACCGGUGUGUAGUCAGUGACCCCCACCCUCCCUGCUCCACCUGCAAAAACACCAUUUCAAGUGAUGUGCAAUAUAAGCCACAGACUCUACCGUCCAAGCACCCUACCAUGAACCUCUCACAGAACGAGAGGCAAUUACGAGGAAUCAUUGAACCGCAAAAGCUCUAUCUACCCUGCAAACCCCUCCCCCACCCUAAAACUGCCACUACUACCCUUUCAUACCCCCCCUCCCCUCAAGAGUGUGUGAGCUUAGGAGAGUAGCAAGCAGGUCUUCAACCACCUUCUGUCUGAGAUACAAGGACAUACACAUAAAGCACUUCUUCAGCAAGCCUACUCUCCACACUUAUGCCAGUGACUAGUUUUGAGGGAAGAGGAGGGACAGGUGUGUGUGUGUUUCUUUGUGUGUGUGUGUGUGUGUGUGUGUGUGUGUGUGUGUGUGUGUGUGUGGGUGGGUGCUUGGGGAGAAGGCAUCAAACCAAAUUGAGAGGAGCUUGUUUUCCUUUUUACCCAGAAGACCAGAUUAACGUUUUUUUGGGUUUUUUUUUUUUUAUCUUUUUGCCCAAAUUUUGCGUAGGUAAAAAAGUAUGAGGCAACGAUUUGUGAAUAGGUGGUCAAUCAUAGCACUUAGCAAGAGCGUCGCAGCUCGAAAUACCCUUAAUGCCAACGAACAGAAGAAAGGAGAAGCAACACUGGCAAAUAAAAACUGAAAAAAAACAAGGACAAAAAGCAAUCUGCUUUGUGGCUUCUUCUCUAUAUACUUAUUUUUUAACUUAACAUGGAUGUGAAGAUGUUUUUGUUUUUUUCCUCAAUCCUUCUUCCCUCAAGUCGGUGGGACCAGGAAGGAUGUCAUACACGGUAGCAAAGUGAAGGGAAAUACAAAGAAAGAACUAACUCAACUGAUGAUGGGUGCAGCAGGGAAAGACCCCAAAGCAUCCAUCCUCACCCUCUUUAUCAAAGUAAAUAUCACUGUUACAUUGCAUACUUUGAAAUCUUUAGCCUUGGUGUCUGGAAAUGCUAAACCUGUUUAUGUUCUGCUGGGUCCAGCAGGGAGGAUCGCCAUCUUUUUUUUCAUCCUUUUUUUUUUUUUCUUUUCGUGUUCUUUUUAUCGGAGGCCCUGCCAACCUGUGUGAAAGUGUGGCCACUGAGUGCCUGCCUGCUGCAGAGAGCAGUGCUCUGCAGCAGCCCUCACCCCCACCCUCCUGCUCGCUUGCUGCCUCCCUGCGGAUCCCUACAAACUGGCUCCCCCCUCUCCCCCCUCCCCAGGCCUCCAGGCCAAGAGCAGCUCUUUCAGAACUGGCCCACCUGUAUUAAAUUUACUACUACUGCUGCGCCAGAGUCUGUCCUCAGCAACCUCCGACUCCGCUCUCUCUGUCUCUCUCCUGCAAGGAUCACUUUAGCCAGAGAAGGAGGCGUUUGGUGUGUUUUGUUUUUCUUGGUUUCAUUUAUGGAAUUGCCAGUGUGCAUUUUUAUGUUAUUGUUGUCAUGAAGUUUGCUGAAAUUGUUGCUGUUAUCAUUGAUGAUAUAGAUAAUGAUUGUUUUCUGAUGACGAUUUCAUGGCUUUUUAAUAUUGAUCUUUAUGCAGUGUUCAGCUUCUCUCCUGCCCCUCCCACCGCCUCCGAGGCAGAAGCAGUGUGUAGUCUAGAGGUACGCCUCAGCCAUGCAGCAAGGCCAUACUAAACACUGCAGAUCUCUGUAGAAAAGGCUGGUGGGGGAGCUCUUCAUCUGGGCUCAGACUGGGCAUUUGAAGAGUCAAAGCAAGCGCGGAAGGGUUGUUUUAAGUUUCUCCAGGAUAGUGAGCCAACUUCUUCUGUCCGUCCUGGAGCACCCUCCUCCGCUCUAUGUCGUCUCAUAACACACACAUCCUUUAGUGUUGAUGGGCCUCACUCACGCUGGUGCUUUAUGUUAAACUCUGGGAGCACUCAGUUACACUUAGAACCACCUCAACUGAUAACAGCCUUCCAUUUCUAUGCAAAGACGAGGAGGUGUUGGUUCACAGCCAUUUAGAAAAUCACAGCCAUCCGCCACAUCUUCUCUUAUCUUUCGACCUUUUACUACCAGGCAGCUUCCCUUGAAAAUAAAACCCCCUGGAUAAAAUGAAAGGGACACUGAAAAAAGCUUCUCUUCAAGGGUUUAGUCUCCCACUGUGUGGACAGAGCUACUAGGUGACACUAAAAGACCUGCUGGAGGUGUUAGUGGUUGGUAAACAGUCACUUCUUCAGUCUUGUGCCAACUCAUCUACAGAUAUCUACUUCCAUCUUGCCAUAUCCUAAUUUUUCUUUAGCAUGAUAAGAUUUCAGUUUCUUUUAUUGCUGCAGGGGCGUACACCACAAGCUCCAGCUGUAGGAGGCUUGAGGAGUAGAAGGGCAGGACAGAUGAAUGGUGUAGGUCUUUCACCAACAGGAGACUGGAUAUUUAGUGGAGAAUCGGGCUGCAAGAGGAGGGGUGGGUGGGUGGGUUGAGGGUUCCCUGUAUGUGUCUGUGCACUGUUUAUGGGUCACAUCGGGUACAUCUCUUUAAAAACCAAAAACAUCUUUUUCUUUAUCAUCAAGGUUUUUUUGCAAAAACUAGAAACUACAAAAAAAAAAAAAGGAAGUCUGUUUCAGCUGUGCACUCCGAGGCUGAGAUGCCUGUGCUGUUUCUCUGUGAGCUGUAUCCUGGGGGUUCAUUUUGGAUCUCCAACCUGAGGGUGGCGCCAGCAAAUGUAUAACAGGCUAUUACUGCACAUCUGGCUUUGAGGUCAGGGUCCAAGCAGGAGCCCCAGCGUAUCAGCAGAAAUGGAGACACACCUCAAGUUUGGUACCAAGUCUUAAAACUUUUCGGGAUUUGCCCUCUUCCAGAGUCGCUUCGGACUUGCAUCAUUCAACAAAACAAUCACUAUUGCCUGUGUUGUCUGUCUGUUUGUUCCUGGAAACCUACAUAUUCCUCGACACUGGACUUGAAUCAAGGAACUGGCGUGGAAGUGGGGGAGUCAAAAAGAGUGGGAGGAUGGGUGGCUGGGACAGAGGGUCGAGUCUCAGAUGUGCCCUGGAUUAUUUUUUAUUUUUUAUUUUUUUUGGCGCAACACCAGCACUGAGAGCCCCGGCCCCUCCCACCACACCCCUCACCUGCGCUCUUAUCUACCUGUCUAGUGUUGGAAAUCCGAUGCUCUCCCUUAUUCUGAAAGUCACACAGACUCUAAGGCAACUGGAGCGCAAGCAUAAUAUGCUUCUCAAUCAUCGAUCAGACACGGAUGUGGGGCAGGGGCCCCCGAAAAGAGUUGAAUUAGCAAAUCUCUCUUUAAAAAAAAACAAAGGCCUGGGUUGAAUAUGCACAUGCUAGUUCAUAUACAGUAUACACCCAAGAGUACAUAAUGGGUGUAUGUGUGUAUAUGGCUAGAUCUCUCUGUUUUCCACUUAGCCUAAGCCCCCCCUCCCUCUCCCUGCCCUGCCUUCAACCCUGUGUAUCCUCCUCAACAAUAUAUUUCCCAGAAGACAAGAUCAUAAACAUAUCAGAGUAAUACAAAAUAAUGAAAACAAAUACUUGAAUCAAAAGAAGCGCCAAUAAUGUAAUGUGAACACUUUUUGUAGUGGUUUUUUUGUCUCAUUCAUACACUUCAGAGAUUUUUUGAUAGCAUCGGUUCAGAGUGAAUUAAAUUUGUAAUGCGAGUGUUGUUGAAAACAAAGAUCGAUAUAAAGGCAAAUUUACAUCUGUUGUAUUUGAGUGUUUGCACAAGGCUGCUUGUACUGUAUGUUGUGUGAAUGACUGUUGACUAGCGUGUGAGAUGAAAAUAUGUAUGAGAGCUCGUGAUUACAGCGGAGGAAUUUCCGCCUUGUGAUUCUUUUCAAUUCAGUAUACUUUUGUUGUUGAUUUGUUUUUUUUUUGUUUUGUUUUGUUUUUUUCUUUUUGCUUGUCAAAAAUAUAUUCUGAUGUUAAUUGUUACUAGCCUCUAGCGUUGCACUGAGUGUCGGCCUCACCCCUCAUCCAGCUAAAUGAACAACAUGAUACAAGUACUGAGGGGAGACGGGGACAGUUCAUGUGUAAAUGUUUACUCAAGGACUAAAAUAAGUGUGUUUUUAAAAUGUAAUGUUUAUCUACCUUAGUGGCUUUCAUUGUGGAAUAAUCCAAGAAAGUAUGGAUCAUAAUUGAGUAUUGCACCAUUUUUCAGACUGUAAACCUAAAAAAAAAAAAAAAAAACUAAAAAAAAAACGAGAAAACUGAAGAAAAAAAAAAUCACAUAUGUAUAAAAAAAAUGCAGCAAAAAAAGUAUUUUGCAGACCUGUGGCCAUAGAUUGGGGGUAGAAGGACUUCAGCUCUCCCGAAUCUGAGCAACGGAGAGAGUGAAGGACAAGACAUCAGACUGAGCCUUGGUUACUAGGGCUCACUUCAGAGGUGCCUACCUUUUUGGUUUGUUAGCUUUCGUUCUGUUUUCACUUCUGUUCAAUUCACUCCAUGUUUGUCAUUCUUUUUUUUUUCCCUGCAAGGCCACUGACAGUUUACAAACACUUUGUUUUUUUCUGGAGUUCAGAAGAAAUAAAUCAGCAAGACAAAAUAAUUAAACCAUGGGAAUGUUGGACAAAGAAAAAAGGACAAAUGCUUCCAUUUAAAAAAAAAAAAAAAAAAGUGCAACACUUCACAGAAUGAAGAUUUAUUGUGCUACUUUCAGAACUCUGGGAUUGAACAGUGUUGUCUCGUUCUGUUUAACCUUCUUUGUUCUGUGUUAAUGUUGAUUUCAUGGACUAUCUAAAGCCUGUAUGUUUUAUGUUGAUUAUAUAUAUUUUUCCUUUAUAUAAAAAAGAAAAGAAAAAAAAGACAUAAUUGCUCACUAUCUUGCACACACACGAAAAAGUGGAUCUUGUCUCAGGAAGGCCAGGGUUCCAGAGUACCAACUCCACGCCAUUUUAAUGUACAUUUUUAUGAUGAGUAAAACAAAAAACACAAAAAAACACAAAAAAAAAGGAUGAUUUAAAAGAAACGAUUCUAAGCACUGAAAGUUAUGGAUUUCAGAAGAGAAAAUACCUUUUGUUUCUAAAUCCGUAGCAGUUACAUAAUAACCAAAUAAUGGACUUUAAAUGAAAAUGGAGUGCUUUAUAUAUAAAUCUAUAUAUUAAAAUUGCUUUACAUUUAAAAACAACAAAAAAAAAA
Molecule: messenger RNA, 12027 nt
Organism: Acanthopagrus latus (yellowfin seabream)
Lineage: Eukaryota; Metazoa; Chordata; Actinopteri; Spariformes; Sparidae
Gene: tnrc6c1
Product: trinucleotide repeat containing adaptor 6C1
Exons: 21
Coding region: 221-5845 (1874 amino acids)
Biological process (GO): miRNA-mediated post-transcriptional gene silencing; positive regulation of nuclear-transcribed mRNA poly(A) tail shortening
Cellular component (GO): P-body; nucleoplasm
Molecular function (GO): RNA binding; protein binding
Source: RefSeq, a predicted model, not a curated record